AUGACGGAAUAUUUAAGUAUAAGUCCUCGUACUGUCAGUGUAUCUCCCAAUUCAUUAGAGUUUGGAUUGGAUCCAGAGAUUUGUGAAGAAGAGGCAGUUACAUGGAUUUAUAACUUUUCUAAUAGAUAUGCUCAAUUAAGGAGAACAAUAGAGAAUAUGAAUUUAGUACUGGAAGAUCAUGAAGUUAGGGAAUCAUUUAAUGAGGUCAUGAUGAGGAAAGAUUUGGACAAAUUGGCUGAAAAAUUGGAAAUUUUGAAAGAACGGAGCAGGGAAUUACUCAUCAAUCAAAAGAGAAAAACAAACAAAGAGAGAGUUAUUUGGAAUGAAGUAAGAAGUCUUUGCAUAAAGUUGGAGGAGAUAGAAAAAAAUAUUGUCUAUUUAAGCCUGCAACUAUUUGGCAAAAAUUCUUGUAUCAAUGAGAAAAGAAAAGGGUUCAAAAUUAAUCAAUCUGUUAGAUUCAGGAAUAUGUUGCAGGAGCCAGGUACAAGUUCGGAGGUAUGUAUGGAAUAUAGCAUGUCAAGAAGGGUUUGUGAUAAACAAAAGUCAUUGAUGGAAGACUAUGAACGGAAGAUAAAUGAGUUAAAGGAGAACUAUAGAAAAUGGGAAAAACAAAAAAAGGCUCAAAAUUUUGAGGAUGAAAAUGACCAAUUUCAAGAAUCUAAUAAUACAAAUUAUAAAAUGGAGGAAAGCUGCCAGGAAGAUGUCGUAAAAUUCCUAUCAAUGAAUAAGGAAGGCUUUUUAGGUAAAAGUGAAAACUCGAUUAAAUUUUUAAAAAUGGAAAGUGAUUUCCAAAAGGACAUUAUUACCAAUAUUUCCACAAUUAUUGGAAUUACUUUUUAA
Cryptosporidium ubiquitum is the source of this 840-nucleotide messenger RNA. RefSeq lists its product as uncharacterized. Bases 1 to 840 code for a protein of 279 amino acids. The transcript has a single exon. The record is from RefSeq and is a predicted model, not a curated record. Lineage: Eukaryota; Apicomplexa; Conoidasida; Eucoccidiorida; Cryptosporidiidae.